AUGAAAGUCCAGCACAGCUUGGAACUCGCACCACCGCAAACGCAGGACCCCAAUACUUAUGGCUAUACAAGUGGCAGCGAUCUUAAUAUUCAAGGUAAAAACACAGCAUUCAAUGGACUGAAUAUUGAGCACUUUGAGAUGGAGGAACUACAGAAAAUAAAAAACGAUGGCGUCGAUUUGCAUCCUCCGACGAACCUGGAGAUUAAUCACAUCCUGUCCGAGUUCCCGGAGGGAGCAGACAUGCUCGAUGACAGGAGUAAAUCGAGCAAGACCGAAGAAGAGACUGAAACGGUACAUUUGCAGGUUUCCCCGAACGAAUCCCUCAUCAAAACGAAACAGCAGACAGAUACCGUUGGUAAGCAAAAUGAUGAGGCAAUAGUGGAUCCUCAAAAAAUUCAGGCAUACGCUAUGCUGGAUUUCGACUCUUUUACAUUUUACGUCCAGACAAUGCAGAUUCUUUUAGGAAGAAUGGUAGAAGGGGACUCCCUCACAGAUGCGUUGGAUAUCCAUUUGGGUAAUCAAAAGGCCAUUUCCAGAAGACACGCUAAAAUAUUUUACAAUUUCGGAAACCAACGAUUUGAACUCAGUGUUUUGGGUAGAAACGGGGCCUUUGUCGAUGGAAACUUUGUUGAGAAAGGUGUCACUGUGCCAUUAUCUGAUGGAACCAAGAUUCAAAUAGGAGAGACGGAGUUUGCGUUUGUGCUCCCCAAUAAGGAGAGAGAAUCCGUGCCAGUUGUUGCUCCUCCGACUGACCAGAUUGAAAGUUUGGACAGCCUAGUUGCAAAUUUCGACGAGAUAAAGAAAGAGAUUCAAAGCGAUAAGUUACUGAUGAGCAAAGAUCCGCAUGUUCUCAAUAUGGUGCUCGACCCAGAUGCCCAAAAGCUCCGGGAGUUGGAGAUUGAAAAGGAAAUAGGGAAAGUGCUUGCUCGUGAGCAUCCUGAGGAUCAGAAUGUUGCCCAUUUAGAAAAUACCAUAGACGGUGAACUAUCACAGACAAAUACGAAAAAGAAAUCAACUUCGAAAUCGAAGUCUGGAAAAGGCUCCGACUCAAGCAAGGACAACGACGCAUUACAAGAUCCUAUCAAGGCUGAAUCAAAGGCAAAGGCUAAACCUAAACGACAGCCUAAGGCAAAGAAGAAAGUUUAUACCAUUGAUGAAAUACCCGAACAAUAUAGAACCAAACCAAACCUUCCGUAUUCGAUUUUGAUAACGGAUUGUUUACGACAGAAAGGAACGGAAAAGGGGAUGUCACUGUCGGAAAUCUACAAGGGAAUACAAGAGUUAUAUCCAUAUUACUUUUAUUGUCCAGAUGGCUGGCAAAGUAGUGUCAGGCAUAAUCUCUCAUUGAACAAAUCUUUCAGAAAGAUCUCCAAGGAAGGUAAGGGAUGGCUCUGGGGAGUCAAUGAAGAGGUUGUUGCCGAAAAGGAUAGGGCCAGACAAAAACAGCUAGAGAACGCCAAGGCCAAGGGCAAGUCUUCAUCACCUUCAGCAUUAUCACCUAAAUUAGCACAACCGCCAAGACAAUUACAGGCCAACCUUCAUAUACACAAUCCAACUAGUAUUGGUUCCAAAAACAUCAAUGCAAAUGACUUGAACAACAGAAGCUCCGAUUCACUGCAAUACGCAAGUCCAUCAUCACAAAAUACUAAUCCAUCUGGUUCGAUACCUUUUGCACCAGCUGUCAGCAACAAAGCUAAUGAACAGCAAGUCGUAAAAGCAGAAAGUGCUUCGAAUAACACAAGCAGUACCAGUCAUAAUAAUAUGUCUGCAAAUACGAAAAAGGCACUGGCCUAUCUACAAAAGGAAUUGAUUUCACUUACAAAAUCACGGAAAAUGUACGACAGGGCAACAUCUACAGAGAUCUUGACAAAGGCACUGGCGAUGACUAUUUCUCAAGUCGAUCAGGCUGCCAAGAAUUUCUCAAUCAAAGGCUUCCCUCUUGUGAUAUUAAUUGACAAAAACCCAGGCCAUGUGACCAAAAUUCUGACAGCAGCUCUCAAUGCUGCUACUCUUCAAGUAUGUAAGCAAAAGGGAUUGACGCCGCAUUUACCACCGAAGAACGCCCCACCAACAGCCCAAAUACCGCCCAAUAAAGUCAACGCAAACACAGACUCUGCGACUCGAGCGACUGGUUCGAAAAGUACGCCCGAAUCUACUAAUAAAGCAACUACAAAGGUCGAACCUGGUACGACAAAUGAAUUUAACAAAAACGGUAAUGUUCCAAUUUUGCAUAUCAAGAAAGAGGGCACUGAAACUCGUGAUCCAAUUUUCCACAAAGUAACACCAAAGGUCCAAUCAGUUAUACCACCCUUGGCUACAAACAGUUCUAAAUUUACUGAUGAGGCAAGUGUCAGUUCUGGCUCAAUUUCGGUGUCAAAUAUUGGUAAUAUUAGUGCUAUUGAUUCGACUGCAACGGAAAACAAUAAUUCACUGACGCCGCCGGUACAACACACAGAUGCAGUGGGAUCAACAUUGCAAGCUACCACUAAACAAGCGACUGGUCCUGUUGUAUAUCAAAUUUCCAAGGCAGGGAUGAAACCAUCAUUUAAACCUGCAGUAAAACCAAUUAGUGGGGCAUCUGUAAAAUCUUUUGGUCCAUCUCAUCCUGCUAUACACCAAUCAUCGAUCAAGCCUAUCAAACCUGUCAGAUUAGGCGGAAUUUCAGGAACGGGAAUCAUUAAACCGCAGUUUUAUGCCAAGGGCAAAGUACCGGCCAUAGAGAACGCCAGAAAUGCAGCUGUUGAAGGAAUUAGUGAAGCGGAAGAGAUCAAGCGAAGCAUUGCGAAGUUUGGUAAGCCUACUGCCAAUGCUUCCGUGACCGUUAAUGACUCAGAGAAGAAAGCUGAGCUGGAGGCGAAAGAAGGAGUCCGUGAUGCUGAAAUAGAUCCUGUUGUUUCCAUCCAAGACAGUCAAAAGAGCACACAACCUAUAAUCGAAAACAAUGCCCCGGAGCAGUCAGUACCUUCAACCGAUGAAAGGCCUGAGCCUGCUAACAAGGAAACUGAAGAGACGACCAAAGAAUCUCUACCUCCUGAUGAUAAAAAGAUUGCUACCCUUCCACCGAAGAAGAGCAAAGAAGAUGGGGAAGGUGAUGACGAACUCGAUGACGAGUUGCACAUGAUGCUGGCUGAUCUCGAAAAGGAUGAGGAUCACGAUGAGCCAGAAAAUAAGAAGAGAACGAUUGAGGAAGUAAGAGAACAGGCCGACCGAAAAGACGCAGAAGGUAACGGAGAAACUAACGAAGAAGUAGAGGUCGAAGGAGGCGACGAGAAGAGGGUCAAGACGGAUCCAACUGGUAUGUAG
Molecule: messenger RNA, 3303 nt
Organism: Pichia membranifaciens NRRL Y-2026
Lineage: Eukaryota; Fungi; Ascomycota; Pichiomycetes; Pichiales; Pichiaceae
Exons: 1
Coding region: 1-3303 (1100 amino acids)
Biological process (GO): regulation of ribosomal protein gene transcription by RNA polymerase II
Cellular component (GO): nucleus
Molecular function (GO): protein binding; DNA-binding transcription factor activity; sequence-specific DNA binding
Source: RefSeq, a predicted model, not a curated record